Messenger RNA from Wallemia mellicola CBS 633.66, 1830 nucleotides. It is a transcript of the gene VmaA, whose product is annotated as V-type ATPase. The transcript has 3 exons. Bases 1 to 1830 code for a protein of 609 amino acids. Gene Ontology annotation, molecular function: ATP binding; ATP hydrolysis activity; proton-transporting ATPase activity, rotational mechanism. Gene Ontology annotation, cellular component: proton-transporting V-type ATPase, V1 domain; fungal-type vacuole membrane. Lineage: Eukaryota; Fungi; Basidiomycota; Wallemiomycetes; Wallemiales; Wallemiaceae. Gene Ontology annotation, biological process: proton transmembrane transport; ATP metabolic process. The record is from RefSeq and is a predicted model, not a curated record.
AUGACUAGAAAUUUGAAGAAAAUAUCUGACGAAGAACGAGAGUCUAAUCUGGGUAGUGUAUACGGUGUAUCUGGUCCCGUUGUUGUAGCACAAGGUUUGGAUGGCGUGGCUAUGUACGAACUGAUUAGAGUAGGCCAUGACGAGCUCAUUGGUGAAGUUAUCAGAAUAGAAGGGAAGUUAGCUAUAGCGCAGGUCUACGAGGAAACUUCAGGUUUAACCGUUGGUGAUCCCGUACUCCGCACUGGAAAGCCAUUAUCAGUCGAACUUGGUCCUGGUUUGAUGUCCAAUAUUUAUGACGGUAUACAGCGUCCUUUGAAGGGUAUUAGAGAGAAAUCUCAAUCAAUCUAUAUCCCUAGAGGUAUCAACACAGAUGCACUCGAUAGAUCCAUCCAGUGGGACUUCAACCCUUCUGUCGCAAUCGGCGAUCACUUAUCUGGUGGUGAUAUUUUCGGUAGCGUAUACGAGAAUUCACUCCUUAAUGAUCAUAAAAUGAUGCUCAACCCACGCGCUCUUGGUACUGUCACUCAUAUCGCAGAAAAGGGUGCUUACAACGUUGAUGAUGUCGUCCUUGAAACUGAAUUUGAAGGCAAAAAAUCCAAUCACACAAUGGCACAACUCUGGCCAGUCAGAGCUCCACGUCCAGUCACUGAGAAGCUCACCGCAAACUACCCACUUCUCACCGGUCAGCGUAUUCUCGACAGUCUGUUCCCGUGUGUUCAAGGUGGUACAACUUCUAUUCCUGGUGCUUUCGGUUGUGGUAAAACUGUUAUCUCACAAGCUCUCUCGAAGUUCUCUAACUCUGACAUCAUCGUUUACGUUGGAUGCGGUGAACGUGGUAACGAAAUGGCUGAAGUAUUGCUUGAAUUCCCUGAACUCACUAUUGAAGUAAAUGGUCGUGAAGAACCUAUUAUGAAACGUACUGCACUUGUCGCAAACACAUCAAAUAUGCCGGUAGCAGCACGUGAAGCGUCCAUCUACACUGGUAUUACAAUUUCUGAAUACUUUAGAGAUCAGGGUAAGAACGUUGCCAUGAUGGCAGACUCUACCUCCCGUUGGGCAGAAGCCUUGCGUGAAAUUUCUGGUAGAUUGGCUGAAAUGCCUGCUGACUCUGGUUACCCUGCCUACCUUGGUGGUAAAUUAGCCUCCUUCUACGAAAGAGCAGGUCGCGUAAGCACUCUUGGAUCACCAAACCGUGAAGGUUCAGUUUCUAUCGUCGGUGCCGUCUCUCCCCCAGGUGGUGACUUCUCAGAUCCUGUUACUUCAUCUACACUCGGUAUUGUCCAGGUUUUCUGGGGUUUGGACAAGAAGCUUGCUCAAAGAAAGCAUUUCCCAUCUGUUAACUGGAACCUCUCCUACUCAAAAUACACGAACGUCCUUGAGCCAUACUACGAAGAAAACGCACCAGGAUUUAUAGAUUUACGUUCAAAAGCAAAGUCAAUCCUACAAAAAGAAGAAGAUUUAGCAGAAAUCGUACAACUCGUUGGUAAAAGUGCAUUAGGUGAAAAUGACAAGGUUACAUUAGAAUUAGCAAGAAUGUUGAAGGAUGAUUUCCUCCAACAAAAUGGUAUGAGUGAAUACGAUCGCUUUUGUCCAUUCUACAAGACUGCUGGUAUGCUUAACAACUUUAUCACUUUCAAUGAACAAGCGCAAAAUGCAAUCGCUGAUGGUGACUUAACAUACAACAACAUCAAAGAAGGUGUUUCUGAUGUUAUGUUCAAACUUUCACAGAUGAAGUUUGAAUCACCUUCACAAGGUAAAGAGGAUAUCACAGCUAAGUUCGAUCAACUUAAUACCGAAAUUCAAGAGAAAUUUAGACAGUUGAUUGAGUAA